Molecule: messenger RNA, 1671 nt
Organism: Impatiens glandulifera
Lineage: Eukaryota; Viridiplantae; Streptophyta; Magnoliopsida; Ericales; Balsaminaceae
Exons: 1
Coding region: 110-1441 (443 amino acids)
Source: RefSeq, a predicted model, not a curated record
UUCUUCUUCCUUUUUUCAACUCUUACUUAUACUCUCCCCCCUUCCACACCAUAACAACACACUACCUGCAAAUCUCUCUCUAUCUCUCUCCAUCUCUCCUGGCUCAAAAAUGAGGAUGCUUUCUCCCAAUCUCGACCGAGAAGACGGCCUAGAAACCGUCCUUGAAGUUCCCAUCCCAGACGAGGUUUUUGGAUCCAAUAAUAACAAAAUCCGUCCAUGGCAAAACAUGAAAUCAUGGGUUAAACCUAAUCAAGACAGAUCUCCUUCUUCCUUCUUUGGCGGCAGCCGCAAUGCCGAAAUCCAACUCCUUCUCGGCGUAGUCGGAGCUCCACUCAUUCCUCUCCCCAUCGACGACCACACCCGCCCCAUUAAUUCUCGCAACAUCGCCGGAAACCUCCCCAUUGAGUCCUCCAUCGCAAAGUACAUCGUGCAACAGUAUAUCGCAGCCGCCGGAGGUGACAAGGCGCUCGAUUCAAUUGAAAGCAUGUACGCCGUAGGCAAAGUCAAAAUGUCCGCAUCGGAGUUCAUCGACGGCGACGGCUCUAACCGGCGGAUGAAAACCGUCACUAAUAAUACCGGCGGUGGAGAAAUGGGUGGAUUUGUUUUAUGGCAGAAACGGCCGGAUCUAUGGAGUUUAGAGCUUUUGGUUUCCGGCUGUAAAAUCACCGCCGGUAGUGACGGUAAGGUAGCUUGGCGGCAAACUCCAUGGCAUAAUUCCCACGCUUCCCGUGGACCUCCAAGGCCUCUCCGAAGAUGCUUACAGGGUCUUGAUCCGAGAUCGACGGCGAAUCUAUUCUGGAACUCAGUCUGCAUCGGGGAGAAGACGAUCAACGGGGAAGAUUGUUUCGUUUUGAAGAUGGAAACUGAAUCGUCCACUUUAAAAGCGAGAAGCAGCAACAACGUCGAGAUUAUUCGUCAUACAAUUUGGGGAUAUUUCAGUCAGAGAACUGGAUUGCUAGUCAAUCUUGAGGAUUCACAUCUCCUCCGUAUCAAAACCCUAGCCGCCGCAGAAUCAGACGAUGAUAAUAGUAUCUUCUGGGAAACGACUAUGGAAUCAUCCAUACUUGAUUACAGAGUCAUCGACGGCGUCAACGUCGCCCACGGCGGACGCACCACCGUUUCGUUGUUCAGGUAUGGAGAUGGAAACGGGGCCCAUACGAGGACGAAGAUGGAGGAAUCGUGGAUGAUCGAAGAAGUUGGUUUUAAUGUGAUGGGGUUAUCGUUGGAGUUCUUUUUGCCUCCCGGAGACUUGAAAAGAGAUAAAGAAGAUGAAGGUGGGAUGAUGGCCGCUGCUAUCGGAAAUAAUAAGAUUACCGGCGCCGGCGCCGGCGGAGAUUUGGGGAAGACGACAUCGCCGUGGAAGGGCAGAGGAGGAGGGUCCAGGGUAGCGAAUGUGGACCUGCAUUAUUUAGGAACCGUUGAUGAGAAUAGACGGCUGUAGAUGGAUGGAUGGAUGGAUGAUAUAUGAUUUUUGUAUAUAAAUGUUAUUAGCAUAUAUAUAUAUUUAUUUAUGAAUUUAGUCCUGAUCUAUUAAUUAAUAGUGAAGGACUACAUGAGAGCGAGCGUGUCAGCAUUCAUCAUUUCGACAUUAUUAUUAUUUAGUGUUGGAAUUUGAAAGGAAUGUUAUAAAAUUUUAUUAUUAUUGAUCUAUUUGUUUGGUUUUUAUUAGAU